Kogia breviceps (pygmy sperm whale) is the source of this 1228-nucleotide messenger RNA. RefSeq names its product cAMP regulated phosphoprotein 19 (gene ARPP19). Gene Ontology annotation, cellular component: cytoplasm. The record is from RefSeq and is a predicted model, not a curated record. NCBI's taxonomy places the organism in Eukaryota, Metazoa, Chordata, Mammalia, Artiodactyla, Physeteridae. Gene Ontology annotation, molecular function: protein phosphatase inhibitor activity.
CGGCGGCCAUUUUUGCGGGCAGAGACGGCCCGGGCGGGCGCUCGGGGAGCGGGGAGGGCUUGAGGCUGUGUGGCGGGCGGGCGGCCUCGGUCACCCGGUAAUCGCUUCUCUUCCCGGCGUCUUGUCCGUAUAGGGAGCAGAAUGUCCGCGGAAGUCCCCGAGGCAGCCUCAGCGGAGGAGCAGAAGGAAAUGGAAGACAAAGUGACUAGUCCAGAGAAAGCUGAAGAAGCAAAAUUAAAAGCAAGAUAUCCUCAUCUGGGACAAAAGCCUGGAGGUUCAGAUUUUUUAAGGAAACGAUUGCAGAAAGGGCAAAAAUAUUUUGAUUCUGGGGAUUACAACAUGGCUAAAGCAAAAAUGAAGAACAAGCAACUUCCUACUGCAGCUCCGGAUAAGACAGAGGUCACUGGUGACCACAUUCCCACUCCACAGGACCUUCCUCAACGGAAACCAUCUCUUGUUGCUAGCAAGCUGGCUGGCUGAUUACAAGCUGAACUGCAUGAAUCUUCUAAUUCCCAUUAUUUCUCCUUAAUAUGUUACUUCUCCACUUUUUAUUUCCUUUUACUCACUAAGUCAUUUGAGAGUUAUGGCUUUGCAGGUAGUGGUAGUGUGUGUGUAAGGGAAUAUACAUGUGUAGAGUUUUGAUUAGUUUAACAGUGCACUGAUGAAAAGAACAUGUUAGAGCAAUGUAAAGUAAUCUACUUGAAAAUAAUUGUAUAUAUUACCUAACUCCUAGUGUAGGACUGGUUCCAACAAGUAACAAGCAAGUUUUACAAUUUUAAUGUUUUGGCUUUCUUUAAUUCAUCUUAUUAUAGCUUUGUAUGUUACUCUUAUUUAAUGUAACCUCUAUUGUAUUGAUUUCUUCUGUAUUUUCCUUUUGGAUUUUGUAAAACAGAAGUUUAAGACCACAAGUUAGAAGAAAGGUCACAUAUUUCAAACACAAAUAGAUGGGGAUUCAAAAGAUCUGUAUCCUGUGCUUGAACUUGAAUGGCCUUAAAUCUGUUUCAGCUUUAACAAUAGAAUUUUACUUGGGCAAUAUUUGCCCAUUCUGGUGUAACUUAUGUGACUCUAGUGCUUAACAGCUGCUGUUGAAGCUAGUAUUCUUAUUCAGUUCUGUAGUGUUAGAAUACCUUUUGUUGUUGAAGAUGUGAAUGAAGUGUGCAUGUGCAUUGACUGUUGAAUCCACUUUUGUGCCAUUUUUGUAAAUACAGUAGUUUUGCACAACCUCUCA